UCUAGAAGGCGAAGCGAGAGAAAAAGGAAGGCGAGAAAGCGAGAUGCCUCUGCCAAAGUGGAAGCGUCCCGGAGGAAAGGGAGAGAGAUGAUGCCAGGACCAGGACCAGGUCCAGAUCUCCCCUUAUGCACCUCUUGAACCCAGUCCUUCCUUCCCUUGGCUGAGCAGAAAGAGAAAAGGGGGGGGGGGAAACAAAACCACUGCCACCCCCAUCAUCCCCCUCUGCAGCCUUGCAAAAGAGCAGCAGCAGCAGCCCAUGAAGAGGGUGGAUCCUUUUCAAAAGGUUGAAGAGGAGAGAGAGGAAGGCUGGGUCUCAGCAAGCCAAGAAAGCCACCCAGGAUGCUGUGAAGGCUUAAAAGAGAAAGGAUAAAUAAAAGAUCGAAUUUCUCAUUAGAGAAAUAGUGGUGUUUUUUUGUCUUGCAUGCCUCGCCUCCUCCAGGGAGACCUUGGGAGCUGGAGUGGGCUCCCUGCUGCUGGAGGCCAGUGGAGAGCUGCUCUCUGUCCUGGCUGCCCAGGUUUGGAUCAUGCUCAAGAUCCUCACCAAGAAGCUCAGGCAUCAGAGUUUGAGUGAGAUCCAGCCUUUCCAGUUAAAAAUUUCCUAUCCCUCAAGUGAUGAAGAUGACAGUGAUGAUUCUGAGGGAGAGAACCAAGAACUUGCUCAGAUUGACAGAGAGAGAAGACGAAAUUGCACAUUGACUCCCCUGGCAACCAAUCAGCUGCAGAAUCAAGAAAACCAGUGUUGCAAAGUGCGGGCCCAUUUUCCUCCUGGUCUGGACCGCCACAGUUCUGAAGAGGAGCUGGAACGCAUCAGCUGUGAGUUUGCUGCUGAGAAACGGAAGUGGUCACAAGUCAACAGGCUGGCCUGCUGUGGUGAUAACUGCAAUACCUCCUCUAGUGAUGAGGAGGUGAAGAACUUGUGCGGCAUGUCCUUCCGGCCUGUGGUUGAAACUGCAGACUGCUUGCAUGCCAGUCCUAGCCCUGUGCUCUUCAGUGCCUCCCCUCCCAAAAGACUCCAGCCCUUGGUACGCACCCCAACCUCCAGGCCUCUGAUCUUCACCAGCGUGGGAGCCAGCUUUGAACAAGUGAUGCCCUACAAACGACAUCGACAAGGCUAUGGAGACAAGAUCGGUAGGCCUAGCCUUGACCUGGAAAAAAUGCAGCAGAAGAUGCUGUUUAAGAAGAAUUGUGGCACAAAGACAAGAAUCAUCAAAAUUCGUCAUAUCAAUGGGAGCCGGACACCACCUCACUUUGUGUAUGACCCAUCCACCUUUGCCUUCCGAUCCCUGAGCACCUUGAAGCCCCUGAGCCCCAUAGCUCCGGUUGAAGAACCAUCAUGUGCCUACUGAAGGAGAAAACUCAAAACUCUCAGGAAUCAUACCAACCAACUGCCCAGCAAGGACUAGUUUAAGGAGGGCAGGUGUUUACAAUAACCAUCAAUAUCCUUGGUCACAGGAGAAGAGUGACUUUUCUCAUGUUUAGUUUUUUAUCUUCUGAAAAGUGGCAGGAAGGGAAUGCAUGGGAAUUGAGUAAGCUGGGCACAUAAGCCAUAGUUCAAUUAUCAAAAUGGUGUCUGGCACACAGAAAGCUGGUGUCUUAUUGAAGAAAGUAGUCAUAUUUUCCUAAUGGGUGAACAGCUGCUUAUGUGUUAAAGUGUGUACAAUAGAGAGGUUUCUGUCGUUGCUUGCUCUGGAUCUAACUGAAUUGUCUCCUCUACAUAGGGAACAGUGGACUAAUUCCUCUUGAAAGAUGCUUGAGGUGAAAUAACCUGGCCUUAGCUUCAAAGCUAAAGUGAGAAGUACAUGGAGGUUGUAGAACUUCAGGGUUUCCUCAAUUCACAUAAGACCUGAAUGAUUUUGUUUCCACUGAGAAUAAAAGAACAACAAGGGUUUUUUUGCCCUGUGCAGUCUAGCAUGGCAGACAUUGUUAAGUUGAAAUUAUGUAUGAGAGAAAAUGAGGAAAGUAGUUUCCUCCCCUUUGGCCCCCUUCACACAUCCUUUAUUGAGGUAUGUGGAUGUCCCUUCUUUAUGUUGCUAGCUUUUAUGGCUGUAGCCUAUUUCUGAAAAACCACAACAAGGAAAUUUGAAUGUAACACCUCCUGCUUGGCCCAACGUUCUGCAGCCAUACAGAACAGCAAUGCAAAGGAUAAAAAUGUAAGGACUGUCCUUGAUUUUGUAUGGGGCCACCAUAGUAACUGGAUGAUAUAUUAUGCAGAGACAGUGGAAGAAAAAGUGUUUCCAGCCUGUUGCAUACUCAGUGGGCAUGGGUGAAAAAGACAUUUCAUAGGAACCUCUUUAUUGGCUGUGGUCUCUUCUUCUUUUUGUCUUUUUUUUUCACACCAGGGAAAUAUAUUAUUAUUCCUGUUAAUAAAUUACAUUCUGGGGUGAGAAUUAUGUGGCCUUCAAAAUGGUAUUGAACUGCAGCUCCCAUCAUUCCUCACUAUUGGCUAUAUUGGUUAAGGCUGCUGAAGGUUGCACUCCAACUAACCUAAUCCAUACUGCCUGGUGAUGGACACACAGAGAGAGACAUUUUGAGGUCUUCUCAACCAAGCACAGGCUAUACUUCUGCCAUUUUUCACAACUGGAAGUGACAUCAUCUCACUCUCAGUUGUGUAUAAUCUGCCUUGAAUCCCACCUUUGGAGAAAGACAGGUUAUAAAUUCAAUAAAUAAAUAUAUUUUGGGCUGUUUCGGUUGUGGGUUGGUUGUGACUAACAAUGCACUGCACUGUUCUUUCUACAUGAUACUGAAAUGUUGGCCUUAUUUGUCUGCUAAUAAUGUGGUGCACAAUCCUGGAAGAAUGUCUGUUGUGUCAUUUUCAUGAGGGGGAAAAUCUAGAACUGUAUUUGGGAAAUUGUUCAUGGUUUGGACAACUUUCUGCUGACUUCAACUAUUAUGAAUUCUAUUGGUUGUCCUAGUGAGUAGACUCUAAUGCAUCAAUGGAACAUAUAGUUUUGAUUUAUCAUUCAGAUUUAGGCUGUGGAUGUUGAUUCCAAUAUAGGGAAGGCCAACCUAAGCUCUCAUUGACACUGGAAUCCUAAAGUUAAAAGUUUUAAAGCUAUGAGUACAAGUUUACUGUGGUGCCUUUAGUCCUCCAUGUAAAUAUGUUGUGCCAGUAGCAGGUAUGUUAAGGUAAGUGAAUCCACAUUUUGGUUUCUUGCCACACCAUUCCAUCUAAGAGCAAUUCAGGGGUGUGCACAACUCUUCUUUCUACUAGCCUGUUAAUGAAAUAAAGGACAGGUUUUCUCUUCUUUAUCUGCUGGGUUGCUGUGAUGAGAACAAAAUUCAUUAAUGAUAUGUGAAAUGCAAAACAGCAGCAGCAGCAGCAACAACAACACUUUACUUGUUCCUCCAGUUGAAGGGAAGUAUAUAUUUUCUCUUUUAAUCCUAAAUAUGAUUUCUUGCUGGCUUCAUGGUCAGCAGUAUAUGAUAGGAUCUGCAGUCUCAGUGGACUUGACCUUUCUACAGUGAUGACAAGGGCAGAUAAUAACCUGGUUUUGCUGUUUCUGCAAAUUAGGUUUGGCCUACAAACAGCCUGUGUGUGUUAAUAGCCAGAAAAUGUAUGGAGGUGCUUCUUUCUGUGCCUAAAGCAACCAUUUUGUUUGCAGAUACUGCAGAAUGCUUUGUUUCUUUGCUAAACAGUCUGACUAUUUCUGAUUGGCCUAGAAGAUACCGUCCCAUAUGAUGCUCCAAGAUGAAGGAACGGAGGGCAGACAACCUCUGUUAAAGUGGCCUUUCUUUGCUACUUUUGUAAGCUUUCCUCUGUCUUUGGUUUUUCAAUUGAAACAAUAAAGUUACAUUUUAACUGCUGCUAUA
This is a messenger RNA of Sceloporus undulatus (fence lizard), 3810 nucleotides long. RefSeq lists its product as uncharacterized. Lineage: Eukaryota; Metazoa; Chordata; Lepidosauria; Squamata; Phrynosomatidae. The record is from RefSeq and is a predicted model, not a curated record. The coding region runs from base 525 to 1346 and encodes 273 amino acids. The transcript has 5 exons.